Molecule: messenger RNA, 2947 nt
Organism: Tetranychus urticae (two-spotted spider mite)
Lineage: Eukaryota; Metazoa; Arthropoda; Arachnida; Trombidiformes; Tetranychidae
Source: RefSeq, a predicted model, not a curated record
UAUUUAUGUAUGUUAAAUAAACUUAAAUAGUGUAUUAUAAAAUUAGUUAUUUGAACUUGCCAGAAUUGGGUUAAGGUUUAUUUGUCUGUCAGCAGAUGGAGCUAUUUAAUGUAAACAGAUUAAUCUUUCAAUUCAUUUGAAUUCUGACAACUUGUUGAAAUUUUACUUAAAUUGUAAUUUUAUAAUUGUUUAUUCAGUUUUAGUUCAUUUCAAUUACUGUUUUUUCAUUAUAUUGGUGUUUGAAAUUAAUAAACCAAUGGAUACCAAUAACGUUUCCGUCAAACAUACUCCAGAUUGUAUAUCUUGUGAGUCAAUAGUGAAAGAAGCUGAUUUCUCUGCUGCCUCUUUCGAACUCAAUGAUGAAAAUUGCUCAAAACAGCUAACUAGCUUUGAAAUGGAAGCAACGAGAUUAAACUUAGAAUCUGUUACAAUCGCUGAUGAUUUGUAUAUUGAAAAAGACUUGGGACCUAAAGUGAGUGAAACAAUGGAUGACAACAACAAAGUUUCUGUGAAAUGUACUUUAGAUAUAGCUUGUGAACAAAAAGUUAAAGAAGCUGAUAUCUCUGCUUUCUCUUUUGGAGUUAAUGCUGAAACUUGCUCAAAACAAUUAAUGAGCUGUGAAAAUGAAGCGAAGCCAAUAAACUUUGGAUCUGUCAGUUAUGUUUUCGAGUUGGAAAAAGAGCUGCGAGACGCCAAGCAAAUGUAUUACAACGAGCUCUGCGAUUUUAUGAGAACAACUCAACGUUACGCUCAAAAGGAGAAGCAAAAGUGUGAAAUUAGAAAAGAUAUCUAUGGUUCUUUUGAUAAAAUUAUUAAUGGCCUGAAAUCACAAGUUGAAGUCUGCAAGGAUAUUAUUCCCUUGGCUCAAACAAUUUAUGAUACCUUGGUCGCGCUUAAUAAUAAUCAAAUAAAACAUUAUAGUGAUUGUGUAAUUAUUUUCGCUGAGUUUGUAAACGGGUUCGUGGAAGUAAAUGGUUUUGGUGGAGCUCAUGGAGUAAUUGAUAAAGUUGAAAUAAACGAUCAUAAAUCAGCAAACGAUAUUGCCAAGGAUUGCUUACAAACUCUGGCACUUUUGAAGGAAAGAAAGUUCAAUGAUCCAUUUUCAGAGAAAAUAGCUGCAAAUUUGCGAAUUGAAGAUGAGACUGGCCUGCUUUUACAGCAAAUUAAGGAUAAAAAUGCCGAGAGUAAAGUCGAGGAAGAGCGAAUAGAAGUGGAAAUCAAUAAUCGAGAGCAAAAUAUCAAGCAGUUAGAAAUGGAAAUUGAAAAGAUGAAACAACAGACAAUUGCUAUUGAAGGAGAUGAAAAGGCAAAGCUGGUUAAAUUGAUUUAUUCAAAUAUGGAGAAAACAACUUCAUAUAUUGCUAUGGGUAAGAAAAUUGAUGAAUUCAAGAAGAAACUUGGAAAGCUGCCUGCAAUAGAAAAAACUCAUGAUGAAGUGAAAAAAAGAUUGGAAACAUCUGAAGAAAAGCUUGUUUAUUUGAAAAACGAAAUCGAAAACCUAAAAUUUUUAUGCAAAUCAAAGAAAGCUCACAUCGCAAAAUAUGAACGAGAAAAGGCAGUUUUAAUGGUAGCAAUUACGCUCAUAAAUUGUUGCUUAUUCGUAAAUGUCUUGCACCUUAUAUGUUAUCAUUCUUCGAUAGUGUGACUAUGGAAAUUCAUAAAAUCUCCGAUGAUAAUCAACAAACCAAUCUAAUUACCAGUUAUAGGAAUGAUCAUAACAAUGUUGUAUUACAGUCAGUUUAUAAGAAGCGAAUGGAAUUUUUUUCAAAAAUGCUCCAUUCAUUCAAUAUGGUUAUGUAUUUCGAUCCGGAGUUAAUUGGAAUUAUUUCAUCUCGAAGUAGCCCUACAAUAUUUGUUCAAGAUUGCGUGCUUGCAAGAAGUGCCAUGAGAAUUAUCCCUACAGCCAGUUGUACUAAAAGAAGAUACGACCUAAAAGACCAAUUUAUAAAUUCAAGUGAUGAAGCCUACGUCGUCUACGAAGUCGACGAUUCUAAACAGGAAAAUAUUUCUCUUUCAUUGGUUACGGCUGGUUCCGCUGAAACAGUCGAACAUUUAGUUUAUAGCAAUGUUGAACCAAUUACUAGUGCAACUUCCCGAGAAGAUAAGAACUCUAUAGAGGACUUUCCAUUGGGCUCGGUUACUAAUAUUAUUGAAUUAGAUAAGCAGGUUUUGAUUCAGAAUGAAUCUAUUAUCAGUUUCGAUGAAGAAACAAAUAAAGAACCGGAUCAAUAUUUUGUAACUGAUCACGAGCCACAAACAGAUGCAGGACGUUAUUCCGAAUUAAAUUUCUAUAAAUAUAAAAUAGAAAAUCUCAAUGAGUUUAUUUUUGAACAGAUCAUCUUUGAAAUAGUUAAAGAAAAGUUUGGGUUUAGAUUUGGUAACCAACAAAUUGACUUCACUGAAAGUGAGAAAAUCGAAGAAACUGAUAAUGAUGAACAGAUAAAUCCAAUUGAAUUUAUUGAAAAACAUAAAAAGAUGAAUUAUAAUGAGAAAUCACAUGCGUCAGGAAUCAAAUUUCAAAUUAACAAGGAAAAAUAUUGCCUUUUCAAAAAUAACAGCCGCUAUAUAUAUUACAUUAUUCAUAUGGAAUCCGGAUUUACUUUUUCUUAUAAAGAAAAAUUUGAAUAUUGCAAUAGUUGGAUUGAUUCAAUAAAACCAGAUGGUGGAAUCAAAACCUUGUAUAGCUGUAAAUUACAUGAAGGAAAAUGUACUUACGUAUCUAAAGGCUCGCAAGAAAAAGCAAACAUUGCUUCUCACAUCGAAAGUCAUUUUUUCAUAUUAGUUUGCGGUGUAUGUAAUGCAACCAUCAAAUGGCGAACUGCUUUAUCUGAUCAUUUUAAACUUCAUUAAAUACUAUCUUGUAAAUUUAUAAUUACUUUUUUUGGUAGCUUAAAGUUCAGUAGUAUGAGCUGUUUAAAGACAAUAAACUUCUUUUUUCUCUAUCAAA